This is a messenger RNA of Clonostachys rhizophaga, 270 nucleotides long. The record is from the annotation of a GenBank genome assembly. Lineage: Eukaryota; Fungi; Ascomycota; Sordariomycetes; Hypocreales; Bionectriaceae.
AUGGUGUUUCUCAUCCUCAACCUACUGACACUGGGUCUCUUCUCAAAGGUCGGACGAUUAACUCACUAUGCUUUCGACGCCGUGCUCAUCUCUACGGUACUCGCCGGCAUGAAGCGCUCGACUGGUCUGAAGUUCAGGACCGAGAGGGUAUCUGGCGAGAACACCGAGCUCUCGAAGUGGAUCAACAAGUAUCUUGGAGUGGGCGAAUGGGUGAUGGACCAGGGUGUUGCUAUUGCAGGCUCCAGCGGCUACUUUGAACGAUCUCGAUAA